Messenger RNA from Cokeromyces recurvatus, 402 nucleotides. Its product is annotated as Tim10/DDP family zinc finger-domain-containing protein. The coding region runs from base 39 to 338 and encodes 99 amino acids. The record is from RefSeq and is a predicted model, not a curated record. Gene Ontology annotation, cellular component: mitochondrial inner membrane. NCBI's taxonomy places the organism in Eukaryota, Fungi, Mucoromycota, Mucoromycetes, Mucorales, Mucoraceae. The transcript is spliced from 2 exons. Gene Ontology annotation, biological process: protein insertion into mitochondrial inner membrane.
UUUCUUUUACUUUUCUUUUCUUUUUUUUUAAAAAAAAAAUGAGCUGGAGUAGUAGUUUUACACAAACAUAUGUAGAUCCUCAAUACUUAAUAGAAGCUGAACAGCAAGUGGAUGCUUUUAUGGGGAUGUUUAAUAGGAUCAUGGCAGCAUGUCAGGAUAAAUGCAUCCCUAAUAACUAUCAUGAACCUGAUUUAAAUAAAGGAGAACAAAAAUGUAUAGAUCGCUGCGUUGCAAAAUAUAUGUCAAUACAAACUAUGAUAGGUGAACGAAUGAAAGAUAUGGUGCCUAUAACACAACAAAACAACAGAUUUCCAACCAAUGAUACACCCUCUCUUUAGAAAUAACAUGAUAUUAUAGACAGUGAAGAUAUACACAUAAAUAUAUAUAUAUAUAUAUAUAUAU